AUGCCACAAAGUCCGACUGGUGCUUCCUCUCCACUUCAGACUUACGCCCGCACUUGCUCUUCCUGUCGACAGCGAAAAGUUAAAUGUGACCGACAACGGCCUUGUAUCAACUGCAGUCGCUCGGGCGUAGAAUGCACCUACCCCCCUGGACGCGGCAGAGCUCCUAAGCGGCCCCGCAAUGCUGUGAACGCGCAGUUGUCACACCGAUUAACCAGACUCGAGUCUAUUAUAAGGAGUUUUGAGUACCAUCAGAAUCAGGAAAGCUCAACUCCUGAUUCUGCAGCUCCAGUCACGAUAUCGUCCCAAGCAGACAGCAGAGUGUCAGAAACUUCCCGUAUCCCAUUUGUCCCCCGCACGAGCAAUUCAGACUCAGGGAGUUCAAUCGAGCAGCAUCUAGGCCGCCUAUUGAUAGAUGAAACACGGAGCUAUUAUGUCAGUAAUGUGCUCUGGGCGAAUCUGGGUGAUGAGAUUGCAGAACUGCGAGAUCUACUACAUGAGCCCUUCGAAGAAGAGGAUACUGCAUUUUCGGAGGAGUCCGUUCCAGACCGACCCUUGCCCACGGGAUCCAAUGCUGCAAUAUUGGGGUUUCGGGCUCUGGCUCAUUCGCUUCAUCCCUAUCAUCCACCCUUGACUGAGUCGGUAACCCUUUUCGGGGUGUUUCAGGAGAACGUUUCUCCGAUGGUGCGUGUUUUCCACAUGCCCACGUUAGUUCGCAACUAUUGGGAUGCGGUUGCGUCUCUUGAAUCGCUCGAUAAGGAUACCGAAGCACUUUUAUUCGCCAUAUAUUACUCUGCAGUAAUAAGCAUGGAGCCCGAGCAGUGCCUAAGAACUAUUGGCGUCCCCAAGGCACAUGCUUCAGAAACCUAUCUGUUCGCCAUAGAACAGGCCUUGGCCCGUGCUGACCUGCUAAAUACGCAAAGCGUCACGCUAUUGCAAGCCGCUGUGCUGUUCCUUUUCGCGCUACGCAACGAAGAUGAUUCCCGGACCGUCUGGUCACUCACAGCACUCAUCUUUCACAUCGCACAAGCUAUGGGUCUCCACCGCGAUGGCAUCGUGUUUGGGCUCAAGCCUAUGGAGACAGAGCUACGCCGGCGACUGUGGUGGCACAUUUGUCUUCUAGAUGCUCGCUCAUCAGAGUACCAUGGCUGCGAGCCAAUUGUGCGGGACUCGGCCUUUGACACGAAGCUACCGCUUAAUGUUGAAGAUGCUGACCUGACUGCCGACAUGAGCGAGCUACCCAUUGAGAGGGCCGGUGUAACCGGCAUGUAUUUCUGUCUUAUCAGGUGUGAGGUUAUGCAGACAAUGUGGAAGCUUAGCUGUGUGGUUCCAGCUUUGGGAGGCCCGAGAAAUGGGACCGGCAGACCGUCUUUGAAAGAACGUGAAGCAUUAGUGCAGAACCUACACGAUCGCCUUGAAGAGCGAUAUUUACAGCAUUGUGAUAUCUCACAGCCUUUUGGCUUGGCUUCAACAUUCGUAGCCCGUCUAAUGGUUGCACGUGCGUGGCUAGUUGCACGAUACCCUUUAAAUGAGAAGGAACAUGGUGACAACCUAUCGGACCCUGUGCGCGAUCAACUCUUCUUGUCAUCUAUUGAGGUAUUGAAGCUAUCCAGCUUGGUUCUCACAAACAAAAAAAUUGCCCACUGGAGUUGGCACUCAAAGACGCACAUUCAGUGGCAUGCCGUUGCUUUGGUGCUCUCUGAGAUCUGCACUCGGCCCCCUUCGGCAGACUGUGACCGCGCAUGGGAGUACGUCAACACCGUUUAUAACAAUUGGAAGAUGAAGGAAAGCGGGAGAAAGGGUACCUUAUGGCGGCCUAUCAGACGACUGAUGGCCAAGGCACAGUACAUACGAGAGAUGCAGGAGCUUGACCCUGCUGGCAGAGGGAGACAGCGAGCACCGACCAAUCGAGAUGAUAUGCAAGGGGUCCUAGGCUCCGAGUUGUGCUGGGAUACGAACACGACAUAUGUGUCUACACUUGUCGACCCAACCUGCAAUGUAGUAGGGAACCUUCCUAGUGAUUUCUUGACGGGGAAUUUAGAUCCCUUUGAAGAGCUGUCCCCGGGCGUUCCGCACGUCGAAGGCUCCGCUCAUGAACCGUGCGACAAUUUCGGACCAAUGCUUCCUCUUCUUGAUGACUCCCAUAUUCCUGAGUGGCUGGUUCCGGAGUGGGCGAGAAAAUCACCAGGCAAUCAGACAUAA
Messenger RNA from Aspergillus tubingensis, 2199 nucleotides. Its product is annotated as Zn(II)2Cys6 transcription factor. Gene Ontology annotation, biological process: DNA-templated transcription; regulation of DNA-templated transcription. The record is from RefSeq and is a predicted model, not a curated record. Gene Ontology annotation, molecular function: DNA binding; zinc ion binding; DNA-binding transcription factor activity, RNA polymerase II-specific. The transcript is spliced from 2 exons. Bases 1 to 2199 code for a protein of 732 amino acids. Lineage: Eukaryota; Fungi; Ascomycota; Eurotiomycetes; Eurotiales; Aspergillaceae.